This is a messenger RNA of Mucor velutinosus, 897 nucleotides long. RefSeq lists its product as uncharacterized. The transcript has 7 exons. Bases 1 to 897 code for a protein of 298 amino acids. Gene Ontology annotation, biological process: exocytosis; vesicle fusion; intracellular protein transport. Gene Ontology annotation, molecular function: SNAP receptor activity; SNARE binding. Gene Ontology annotation, cellular component: endomembrane system; SNARE complex; plasma membrane. The record is from RefSeq and is a predicted model, not a curated record. Lineage: Eukaryota; Fungi; Mucoromycota; Mucoromycetes; Mucorales; Mucoraceae.
AUGACCGAUUACCGCAAUACUGUAUCUCGCGAUAGACUUGCAGAAUUCCGAAGGAACUCGAAUAACUUUGACGAUAAUGUGAAUGCUAAUCAGCACGGUAAUUACUCUUAUCAACCUGCUGUACAACAAUACCAACAUCAGUACCAGCAAUCAACGUUUGAUCGCCGUGAUUUACAACCUUAUUACAAUGGCCAUGCAACUGCAUAUCAGGCACCCUCACAGCUAGCAUCCACUUUUGCGUAUAGCAAUUACAACCGACAUGAAAAUAUCAUAGCACAGCCCAUUCCAACUGAUUUCAAUGAGAAACAAAGCUCAAUCGCAUCCACAGAGGCCUUUUUUGUAAGGGUGGAGAACAUCAAAUGGCUAGUGGGAAAGAUUAAUGAAAAUGUAACUCAAGUUGAGUCAUUGCAAACGGCUGCAUUGUCGAGUAUCAACGGUGAGAAGGCUAGUCAAGUCAACUUGCAAUUGGAACAACUAGUCCAUCAGACGAGUAAACUGAAUAAUGAGGCAAAAGAGCACAUUCAAGCUUUGGAAUUGAGCAAUGCUAAAAUAGCCUUGAAUGCUAGUGAUGCUCAAAUGAGGAGGACACAGUUGCAAGCCUUGAAGAGGAAAUUUAUCGAAACGAUUCAGCGUUAUCAAGAUAUUGAACGCACAUUUGAAAAGAGACAACGACAGCGCAUUGAAAGACAAAUCUUGAUCGUAAAACCAGAAGCUACACCUCGAGAGAUUGAGAAUGCCAUCGAUUCCAAUGAUGCGCCUCAUAUAUUUGCGCACUCUUUGCUCAAUUCUAGUAGACUGAGACACUCGGCACAAGUGUUGGAUGAAGUCCAAACUCGUCAUAGAGACAUAAAGAAGAUUGAAAAGACGAUUCUGGUAACUCAAUUCAAGGCAAUGUAG